Messenger RNA from Megalops cyprinoides (Indo-Pacific tarpon), 3210 nucleotides. RefSeq names its product rho GTPase-activating protein 42-like. The transcript is spliced from 25 exons. Gene Ontology annotation, cellular component: cytoplasm. Gene Ontology annotation, biological process: signal transduction. Gene Ontology annotation, molecular function: protein binding; GTPase activator activity. The coding region runs from base 184 to 2892 and encodes 902 amino acids. The record is from RefSeq and is a predicted model, not a curated record. NCBI's taxonomy places the organism in Eukaryota, Metazoa, Chordata, Actinopteri, Elopiformes, Megalopidae.
ACGGGAAGGGAAAACAAAAGUUUCAAUAGCCUCAACUGUACGGCAACAGCACACCAGUAUUGGCAGGAGAAAAAUAAAACGGUGGCGACACUGAAAAUAAACUUAAUGUAAGGGCGAUUUCAACAGGCGAGCUGUUUUAAGGAUCAUUGGUUGUCUUUGAGAUUACUUUCCCACGUCGUUACAAUGGGGCUGCCGACACUGGAAUUCAGCGAUUCUUUCUUGGACAGUCCUGAUUUCAGGGAACGUCUGAAAUGUCAUGAAAUUGAGUUGGACCGGACGAACAAAUUCAUUAAAGAACUUAUCAAAGAUGGAAAUAUGUUAAUCACUGCGCUGAAAAAUCUGUCGGCGGCCGUGCAGAAGUUCUCGCAGUCGCUCCAGGAGUUCCAGUUUGAGUGCAUCGGUGACGCAGAGACGGAUGAUGAGAUUAACAUCGCUCAGUCUUUCAAGGAAUUUUCUCAGCUGCUCAAUACAGUAGAAGAGGAGAGAAGACGUCUGAUACAGAAUGCCGAUGACGUCUUGAUCACACCACUGGAGAAGUUUCGCAAGGAGCAAAUUGGUGCUGCCAAAGAAGGAAAGAAGAAGUUUGACAAGGAAACGGAGAAGUACUACUCGGUUUUAGAGAAGCACCUGAAUUUAUCAUCCAAAAAGAAAGAGUCCUUUCUACAGGAGGCAGACACCCAGAUUGACAAGGAGAGGCAGCUCUUUUGUGAUGCCUCCCUCGAGUACGUCUUCAAAAUCCAGGAAGUGCAAGAGAAGAAAAAAUUUGAAUUUGUUGAACCGCUCCUGGCUUUCCUCCAGGGCCUGUUCACCUUCUACCAUGAGGGCUACGAGCUGGCACACGAGUUUGAGCCAUACAAGCAGCAGCUGCAGUUCAAUCUGCAAAAUACGAGGAACAACUUUGAGAGCACCCGGCAGGAAGUGGAGAAGCUGAUGAGGAGGAUAAGGUCCGCAGACCAGGACUACAAAGCUCCAGGGCAGUGGACUAUGGAGGGCUUUCUCUACGUCCAGGAAAAGAGACCCCUUGGCUGCACAUGGAUUCGGCACUACUGCACUUACGAGAAAGGGAGCAAGACGUUCACCAUGAGCAACUCAGAAAAUAAGUCUGGCAGCAAACAGAACGGUCUGAUCACAAGUCCACCCGAAAUGUUCAAGCUCAAGUCCUGUAUCCGGAGGAAGACGGACUCCAUUGACAAGCGCUUCUGCUUUGACAUCGAGGUGGUGGAGAGAAAUGCCAUCUGUCACGGAAGUCUUUUCAGACCUCUGAAAAUUUUCUGUAAAGUCCGGCACGGCAUCAUCACUCUGCAGGCGCUGUCUGAAUCCAACAGGCGGCUCUGGCUGGAGGCCAUGGAUGGCAAGGAGCCGAUAUACACCCUUCCUGCUCUUCUGAGCAAGAAAGAAGAGAUGUUUCUAAAUGAAGCCGGCUUUAAUUUCGUGAGGAAGUGCAUUCACUUGGUGGAGAUAAGGGGAAUUAACACCAUGGGACUCUACAGAAUAGGAGGAGUUAACUCUAAAGUGCAGAGGCUGAUGACUUCAGUUUUUGCGGCCAAGGCGCCCACAGAUAUGGACCUCGACCCCGACACUUGGGACAACAAGACCAUCACCAGCGGCCUGAAAAAUUACCUCAGGUGUCUCUCUGAACCUCUCAUGACUUACCGGUUCCACAAAGACUUCAUCAUGGCUGUCAAGUCAGACGAUCAGAACUACCGGGUCCGAGCUGUACAUGCCCUGGUCCACAAGCUGCCCGACAAGAACAAAGAGAUGCUGGACAUACUGAUCAAGCAUCUGGCCAAGGUGUCCACCCACAGCCAGAUGAACCUGAUGACCGUGUCAAACCUGGGCGUGAUCUUUGGCCCCACGCUCAUGCGCUCGCAGGAGGAGACUGUGGCAGCCAUGAUGAAUAUCAAGUUCCAGAACAUUGUGGUGGAAAUCCUCAUUGAGAACUACGAGAAGAUCUUCCACCAAGCCCCGGACCCAAACGUACCACUGCCCCAGCCUCAGUCGCGGUCCAGCUCCCGCCGGAGCAAGGCCAUCUGCCUGUCCACAGGCCCCAGGAAGCCCAGAGGCCUGUACACCCCCACGCUCUGCCUCGCCGACGCAGACAGUGACACGUUCAGCAGUAGCCCCGGCAGCACCCCCAUGGGCAGCAUCGAGUCCCUGUCCUCCCACUCCUCGGAGCAGAACAGCUCGUCCAAGACUGGCUCGUCCUCGCAGCCGCCGGACAAGUCUGCAGGCAGCCCUCACUGGACCCCAUCGCUGGCCUCCUCCAGCGGGCCAAAGAGCCCCGCCUGCACCACGAGCCCAGACUCCAGCUCCAAAGAGGAUGCGGCCAAGACGGACGGCGAGUCCGAGGAUGGCCAGAGCCUGUCCUCUGUCACCACAGCAGGCAAGCGCUCCCCAGCUCUCGAACCCCCCCAGGCGUCGCCUCACGGACUGGCGGACCCACGGCCGGCUGAGCUGAACCGUUCCGCCGCCCCCUCCCUGAGGUCACUCCACAUCUCUGAAGGGCGGAGAAGCUGCAGUGGUUCCAUCCAGAGUCUGGCAUCGCUGGACCAGAGGGACAGCCCAAAGGCCCACCUCAACCCAGAUCUGCCCCCCAAAUUGGUCACCCGUCGCAGACUGGACGCAUCCCCCAGCAACGGCUACCAGAGGCCUGGAUCAGUUGUUGCAGCGAGGGCCAUGCUCUUUGAAAACCCUGUUACUUCACAGCCCACUCCUGUUGGAAGAGACGCCAAGGCCAUGUACUCCUGCAAGGCAGAGCACAGCCACGAGCUCAGCUUCCCCCAGGGGGCGAUCUUCUCAAAUGUGUACCCUUCAGUGGAACCUGGCUGGCUCCAAGCAACAUAUGAAGGCAAAACGGGGCUGAUCCCGGAGAACUAUGUCGUCUUCCUCUAACAAGUUCUGAAGGCAGAGCCAGACGGUACAUUCCAUGGUAUCCAUGGUAACAGUAACCUGUACAAUGAGCAUUGUAACGGCAGCUUCCCGUUAGCAUGGCUGCUCUGGUGAAUUGUCUGCAUAGCUGAUAUGCAGCAAAGGACAAACCUCAACAUAUAGAGUUAUAUACGUAUUGUAAUAUAUACAGUAAGGUGAACAUAUUCUUUUCUGUACAUGGAACUGCAUUAGGUGACAAGUUUCUUUUAUACAGAUAUAUAAAAUGGUCACACAGACUGCCAUACCUGUAAUAAUAUUUUGUCAUAAUGUGUUUAAUGACAU